Molecule: messenger RNA, 192 nt
Organism: Mucor mucedo
Lineage: Eukaryota; Fungi; Mucoromycota; Mucoromycetes; Mucorales; Mucoraceae
Exons: 1
Coding region: 1-192 (63 amino acids)
Source: RefSeq, a predicted model, not a curated record
AUGGGCUCUGAUAGAACCUUGUCUGGAACGCCGGGUAAACCUGGAAGCAAUAUGAGUACAUCUAGUUCUUUGGCUCCUGGCAAUCGUAUCAUAUCUGUUAAGUCCUCUAUUGAUGGUAUUGGUUGGGACCCAGAGCGACGUGAAAUGCUCGAAGAAUAUGUAGUUACAGUCCACAAACAUUUUUUUAUGUGA